Molecule: messenger RNA, 4107 nt
Organism: Neltuma alba
Lineage: Eukaryota; Viridiplantae; Streptophyta; Magnoliopsida; Fabales; Fabaceae
Exons: 8
Coding region: 111-3710 (1199 amino acids)
Molecular function (GO): nucleic acid binding; ubiquitin binding
Source: RefSeq, a predicted model, not a curated record
CCCCAUCCCUUCUUACACGUCCACAUCGGCCUUAAACCCCUCCUUCUUCCGGAAAACAAAACACAAAACGACCGCACGGAGCGCGAACUCUCUGAGAGUCGCUGCUCGCCAUGGCCACGGCUGAGCAGCCUCCGAAGAAGCGGAAGUUAUACGAGCCUCUGCCAGAAUCACCACCUCUGCCACCGCCAAUCUCCAAAUCAAUAGCCCCAGACUCACCCUCUCCCAAAACCCUAACCCCGCCCCACUCCUCUGUACCUCCGCCGGCAACUCCUCCAUUGUCUCAGGAGCAGAUUAACAUCAGGCUCAGGAACAAAGAUGAAAUCCGGAAUGUUUACGAAUGCUACAAGCGGAUUAAAUUAUGCUUGUCUCAAAAAGAUGGCGCCCUCAUCUCUGAACUUGAGCAAAGUUAUCUCUCUCUCAUUUCUGCUUCCAGAGGUUGUAUGAGUGUACAAAGAAUUGUGGCUGAUUUUAUUCCUCGAUAUGCAUGUCACUUUCCAACUGCCUUGGAAGCUGCUGCUAAAGGUGUUAUUAAUAUGCAUAAUUGGAGUUUAACACUGAUCAAGAGACGGGAAGAUUAUGAUGGUAUCGCAUUUGAAACUGCUAAGGCCUGUAUUUUGGGUCUGGUUGAUAUAUGUUGCGCUGCUUCUCCAGUGACUCCAACACCAUCUGUAAGUAGGGGAAUUUGCUCUGCAGUUUUCCAAAAUGUGAUAACCUUUUUUGAUGCAUUAUUUGGUGAAAAGGAUAUCUUUUGUAUGGUUGAUAAGAAUUUCCUAAGGAUGCAAGAUUCUCCUGAGGUUUUUUCUGAGUUGAAGCAAAAGAUUUUAGAUGAAGACGAGCCUUCAUUGGCUAAAUUAUCCAAGCUCUGUGCAUUAUCUGUGAUUUGGAUAUUCUUCUCCUGCCCAAAGUAUUUUCUUGCAGCUUGUUUGGAGCUUUUAGGCUCCAAUGCAACCGAGGGAGCUUCUAAAGGAGGGAAGUAUUUUGUGAGCCAGGUGACUAGGAGGCUUGAUGAGGAUGAUGUGGUUCACCUUUUUGAUAGAGCGAAUGAUGAACCUGAAUCAUGUGCAGGUUCUACAGGAACAAGUGUCAAAGGCAAUGACAUAGCAGAGGAGCUUUCAACUGCUAACUGUCAUGUUUCUGAGGGUAGUGCAUCUGUUCAAAAUAGUUGCUUGCUCACGCUGGUUCUAGACAAGGAUCCCUCGUUGAGGAGGUGGAUGUUGUAUAGGUGUAAGAAGUUAUCUAAUUCACUCAGUAAUGCUUCAUUGGAGAUUACAUCGGCAGUGCAGGGAAUCCUUACAAUUUUUGGGCAAGAAACAUGUAUGGAAGAUUGUUUACUUGACAGCGAUGAGGAUAAACCUGAUUCUAUGAAUUGCAUGAAUAGGAAUCAUGGGGUGCCUAAGGUCUCUGCGGAACAUGAAAGCAUUAGUGAAUCAUCUAGAAAAGCUAGCAAUUUAAGAGUUUUUGUAAGUUCAUCUGAUGAUGGAUUUACAGAUAAGGUUUCAGAUAAAUAUGCAAGAGUUAAUAACUCUGCAGUAAAUCAUGACUCUGAAUCCGUAUCAAAAUUGGGACGUCAUUUUGAUAAUGGAGUCUCAAGGCACAUGGGCCUUGAGACAGGGACGCAGGGAGAUCUGGCCCAAGUUAAAUGUUCUGCACUGAGGGAGUCAGUAAGCAACCAGAUGCCCUCACCUGCAAUAAGAACAUCAAUAGAAUUUAGGAGUAAUGCUUUUGAAGGAAGAAUCGACGUCCCAAAUUUUGAGAAAAGUCAGGUUUCAAAUAUGGAUUUCAAUUUACCUCCAUUGAGAUCUUCUAGUGGAAGUGUUUGUAAUAUUCAGGCAUCUCCUAAACAUAAAUUUGUGUCUUCAGUUGCUUCCACAAGAAGUCAAAUCGUCUGGUGUUUCGAUGGGGAUCCUGUGUCUAUGGAUAUUGUCUCUGCUUCAAAACAGCUCUGGGUAGGUUUUGCAGGGCUUGACCUGUCCGAAAAUCAUAUUAGGUUUCAACUUGAGAGGUUUGGUCCAAUUGAACAAUUCUUUUUCUUUCCUAUAAAAGGGUUUGCCUUGGUUGAAUACAGAAACAUCAUUGAUGCCAUAAAAGGUCGUGAGUAUUUGCCUGGAAGUUUUCCUUGCCGAGUUAAAUUCAUGGAUAUAGGAUUUGGAACUAGAGGUUCUAUGAAUGGCGUUGCAGUUGGUUCUAGCUCACUGACCUACAUUGGAAGUGUUUCCAGCCAAUGGGUCAAGGAUGAGAUACUACAUGAAACAAGAAAAGUCAUCCAUAAGGGUCCACUUAUGGUUACUGAUCUUAGCCAAGAGCGGGCAUUACUCAUGGAAUUUGAAACUCCUGAAGAGGCUGCCUCAGUGAUGUUGCAUCUGAGACAAUUCCGAAGGGAAAGAAGCAAUCAUUACCAACCUUUUGGCCCAAGGCCAGGUUUUGCUGCGAUUGGAACUGCUCAUAUGGACGGUGCAAGACAUGUGCCCGCACCUCCCCAUCUUGACCUUAAAGCCAACAUCCCAGCAAACUUGUCAAAUGGUAUCGCAGGAUCUCCUCAUUCUCGAACGUUGUCGGGGAGCCCUGCUGAUAGCAGUCAAAUGAGCCAACAUGGGAUUAAUGCUGCACCAUUUUCAAUUAAACCUGAAAACAACUCUUUGGAGCUUGUAUCGCCUGGAGUAAAGUCAGAGAGUCAGGGUAGUGGCGCAUGUGCUCCACCUAUGUUUCAGUCAAACUGGAACUUCUCUUCUUCAAGGGAGAUGCUGGAAGCUGGGGCAAGGAAGCCUGAUGGUUAUGACAACCUGCCAGCUGAUCUUCAUCAAGGAGGCAAUGUUCCACACAUUCUCAAUGCAACACAAGGGCCUCCUAUCCCACCACCGCAACAAAUUCAGUCAUCUCCUUUCAUUCGCCCUGUUUAUGUUCCUCCAAAUGGUCCAUGGGAUGCCCGGGGAUUUAGUAAUCAUUUAUCUGCCGAACAAUACAAGACAGGAUCAUUGCCAAAUAAUUUUCAUGGUAGUGCUGUUGUAACUCCUUUCAUACCUGCUUCAGUCACUCCACUUGCUCAGAUACAGGGAACUUCAGUUCCUCCUUACAACCAGCCGAUCCCCCCACCAAUUGUACCACUGCCUCCUUCAUCCUUGCCACCCCCACCCCCACCUCCUCCACCUCUACCCCAUACUCAACCACCCUCAGUUCCUCCACCACCUGGUUCUCCUCCACCCCCACCUCCACCGGUGCCUGUUCAGGAAUUACCCAAUACUGACAGUUCAGGAAAGUCUCCGCAAUAUCAAUGGCAGGGAGUGCUUUGUAAAAGUGGAGUUAAUUACUGUACAAUAUAUGCAUGUAGAGCAGAUUCAAAUAUCUGCAAAUAUUCUAAUGCCAUUCCUGAGCCUUCUGAAUGGCCUGCAAAAUUAGAUAUGACUAAACGCACAGAUCUUCGGCAUGUAAGAUCAACAUUCGCUGGCACUCCGCAACACAGGAGGGAAGUUUGUCGUUUAAUCCCGUCAUCCACGAGUGACUACAAAGGGUUUCAGGAUUUUAUAUCUUACCUAAAGCAGAGGGAUUGUGCGGGAGUUAUUAAAAUACCAGCUUCCAAGUCCUUGUGGGCGAGGCUUCUUUUUAUACUCCCUCACAUGCCUGAAACAUGCUCUAUGCUGUCUAUUGCACCAGACCCCUCUGAUUGCCUCAUUGGAUUGGUGUUGCCGAAAGAAACAAACUUCGAGUGGAUAUGAUCGCUGUCAUCAUUCAUAGGAGCACGGAGCAGAGUCCUCGUUGUAUUUGUAAUAAUGUAAGCCGAAGGCACAUGGCCCCCUCUGAAGAAUGCAAAUGCGCAUUGCUUAACUUUCUCUUUCUGAUUGAUAUUUUUGUUUUGUGAGAAAAAAGAUGUGGAGGGAAAGCGGGAGAAAAAACGGCGGGUGGGGGUGUUUAUGUAGAUACAGUUCACUUUAUGGCCAUUUUUCCUACUCGGUCUGCUGUGUAUAGGAUUUUGCUCGUAGAAGGUAUCCUGGGUAGUUAAGCUUGAGGCUGGAUGUCCUGUAUAAAUGUAAACAUCUUGUUUGAUUCAUGGAGGAAUCAUUUCAGUUACAACGCUGCUCCAUUUCAGCUGCUAGUAUUUGUUUGGAAUCACAA